CUCGCUCGGGCUGCUCCGUGGAAGCAUCGAACCCACCCUCCGGUUCCUCCGGUGUGACGCACAGAUCCCGGUCAGUCAGUCCGUCCGGCUCCGCUCGAUUCAGCUCGGCUCCGUCCGCACCACAACAUGCAGGAUGGCGAGUGUGGAGACAGCCGCCGAACACGAGCGAAUCCUGCGGGAGAUAGAGAGCACGGACACCAACUGCAUCGGACCGACUCUCCGGUCGGUGUACGACGGUCAGGAACAUGGGCUGUUCAUGGAGAAGCUGGACGCCCGCAUCAGGAACCACGACCGGGAGAUCGAGAAGAUGUGUAACCACCACUUCCAGGGCUUCGUGGACUCCAUCACCGAGCUGCUCAAGGUCCGAGGGGAGGCUCAGAAGCUGAAGAGUCAGGUGACUGAGACCAACAGACGUCUUCAGGAUGACGGCAAAGAUCUCAUGAGCUCCAUGGAGGAGCUGAAACAGUGUCGAGUGCAGCAGAGGAACAUCGCCACCACCAUCGACAAACUGACCCACUGCCUCCCAGUCCUGGAGAUGUACAGCAGACUGCAGGAGCAGAUGAAAGCUAGAAGGUACUACCCUGCUCUGCGUACUCUGGAACAGCUGGAGCAGACGUGUCUUCCCCGGGCCGGUCAGUACCGGUUCUGCUCCAUCAUGGCAGAAAACAUCCCCAAGCUGAGGACUCAGAUCCGGGACACGGCCAUGACGCAGCUCAGAGACUUCCUGGAGAGCAUCCGCAAGCACUCGGACAAGAUCGGAGAGACGGCCAUCAGACAGGCCCAGCUCCAGCGCUCAUUGGACAGCUCCGUCUCCCCCCAGCCGAGGGCUCUGAUUGGCCGACGCAGCAGGAGGGAGGCCGCGGUGGGAACGGAGAGCGACGGUCAGGGUGGCAGCCCGUCGUCAGAACAGGACUCCGGCGUUCUGGACGUGGAUGAAGAGGAGGAGGACGAAGUUCCAGGAGCUCAGGAUUUGGUGGAUUUCUCUCCAGUGUACCGCUGUCUGCAUAUCUACACUGUGCUGGGUUUGCGUGAUGUGUUUGAGAACUACUACAGAAAGCAGAGGAGGAAACAGGCUCGGCUGGUGCUGCAGCCUCACUCUAACAUGCAUGAAACUCUGGAAGGAUACCGGCGGUACUUCAAUCAGAUUGUUGGCUUCUUUGUGGUGGAAGAUCACGUCCUUCACACCACUCAGGGUCUGGUGAACAGAGCGUACGUAGAGGAGCUCUGGGAGCUGGCUCUGUCCAAAAUCAUCGCUGCUCUGAGGACGCACUCUUCGUACUGUGAUGACCCAGACCUGGUCCUGGAUCUGAAGAACCUCAUUGUCCUGUUCGCUGACACUCUGCAGGGUUAUGGUUUUCCAGUGUCUCAGCUGUUCGACAUGCUGCUGGAGAUGAGGGAACAGUACGGAGAAAUCCUGCUCAAGAGGUGGAACAUCACCUUCAGGCAGGUGUUGGAUCAGGACAACUACAGUCCAAUCCCAGUCUCUACUGAGGACGAGUUCAGACACUACACCUCCCAGUUUCCCCUGCAAGACCCUGAACUGGAAAAGCUUCCCUUCCCAAAGAAGCUUCCCUUCUCUGAGUUUGUGCCAAAAGUCUACUGCCAACUGAAGGAGUUCAUCUACGCCUGUCUGAAGUACUCUGAAGAUCUGCAUCUCAGUUCCACAGAGGUGGACGAUAUGAUCCGUAAGUCGACUAAUCUGCUGCUGACCAGAACUCUGAGCCACUGUCUGCAGUACGGCAUCAAGAAGAAGAACGUGGGCCUGGCAGAGCUGGUGCAGGUGAUCAUCAACACCACCCACCUGGAGCAGAGCUGCCACUUCCUGGAGGAGUUCAUCUCCAACAUCACCAACGUUCCUCCGGAUACGGUGAACGCCACCAAACUGUACGGAACGUCCACCUUCAAGGACGCCCGUCACGCUGCUGAGGCUGAGAUCUACACCAGUCUGAACGCUAAGAUCGACCAGUUCCUGCAGCUGGCCGACUACGACUGGAUGGCGGCGGUUCAAGGGGGCGGAGCUUUAACGGCCAGCGACUACCUGAUCGACCUGAUCGCCUUUCUGAAGAGCACCUUCAGCGUCUUCACCAACCUGCCAGGAAAGGUGGCCCAGACGGCCUGCAUGUCGGCCUGCAAACACAUCUCCACCUCCCUGAUGCAGCUGCUGCUGGACCCGGAGCUCCGUCAGGUCUCCAUGGGAGCUCUGCAGCAGCUCAACGCCGACGUCCAGGAGUGUGAAGGUUUUGCCAGAGCCGGGCCGGUCGCAGGCUUCCAGGGUGACACGUUGCUUCUGGCCUUCAGUGACUUGAGACAAUUACUGGAUCUGUUCACUCAGUGGGACUGGUCCACCUACCUGGCUGACUACGGGAAACCCACCUGUAAAUACCUGAGAGUGAACCCACACACCGCCCUGGCCCUGCUGGAGAAGAUGAGGGAGACGAGCCGGAAGAACAACGUCUUCGCCCAGUUCAGGAAGACGGACAGAGACAGACAGAAGUUGAUCGACACCGUCAUCAAACAGCUGAGGAACCUCAUCGCUCAGCACCACGCCUGAUUGGUCAGCCACCAUCUGUCGUCCAAUCAGAUCCAACCGAGGCCUGUCUAUGCAGCUUGACUUCAACUCGCAGUCCAAACUUGGAGGAACCCGAACUGUGCAAUCUGAUUGGUUGCUUCAAAUUGACAUGCUGUGGAGCCCCCUAGAGGUCAGGGUGACACGUUCCUUCUUUUCCAAUAGUUGGUCCCAUUUAGUUGAACCCCACAAGGCCAAACUAACCCAGAUAUUCAGCCACAGCUGCUCACUGAGAUCUCCCUUUUAGAAUGAAUAAAGAGCAAUAAAUGUAGAGUUCCACCUGGACCAAACCAACUGUUCACACAGGAGAAGAAGGAACAUCUCAACCCUCACAGGCCUCUAUUCAAACCACCUGUUAAACUUUGUUUCUUACCAGUAAAAGACCAAAACUAACAACAGGCAUUGUCUUGGUGAAGUCCUGCAGCUCUAAAUGUGUAUUAAUCCACCGCUGAAAAUAGUCCCCAGAAAAUCCACUGUUAACUGACUAACGUUAGUGAUGAUGACCCGCUGUUGGAGCAUCGCUGAGCCUCUUUACUAAUAAAACAACAUAUUAAAGAUUGACUUCAUCAGACGGUGUGUUUAGUUGGUUUUGGUCUUUUCUUGUCACUAACUUUAGUCUUCAAUAUGAAACAAUAAUGUUGAAGAAACUCUGAUCUAUGGAGAAAAAAAAGAAAAUUAACAAAUUAUUGUAACAUUUAUUCAUGAAAUUGCAGCUAAAACAGUCCAACAGUAACGUAGUAAAUAAACCUGCUGUCAGACUUUGUUCUUUUUACAUCGUAGGAACUCUGUUAGGAUUGAGAGCAAAAAUCUGAGUGAGUUUUCAGUAAGAACUUGUAUAUUUGUGCCAUUUUUCUUUCCGGAGCGGGCCUGUCUUCCUCAUCGCUGUGGUGAAACUACAGAACAUAUUGAAUGUACAUCAGAGACUUGUCUUCCGUGGUUUUAGUUCGCAAGCGUAUCAGAAUGUUACUGCAGAAUCCUUUAUCUUCUUACCCAACAUGGCAACCCUUGUCACUAUACAACCUGCAAACACUUGAAUGGGGCGAGAUCUGGCAACCUGAAGUCCUCAGUUCAACUCCUGAGGCGUAACAUUGUCCGAGCAAUUUCUACUCGUUCUGUAUAAAUAACUGGGUCUUAAAGAGGGAAAUCGCUCCAACCUGGCAACCGCUAUGGCCUGUACAGCCUUCAGUUUGCCUGGUUGAUUAGAAAGUAUAGAAACCAUUUUACUAACGCUGAGCACAUGUCCUGUCUUCCAUUAACUGAAGCACAAUACCUAAUUACACUAGAUGAUUCUCCUACUAACCGGGUCUUUCUGUUGCUUUUUCAACUUGGGUGCAAUAACAGCGAUUUGUGUUUCUGUAUGUUUGUGUAAAUGCCGGCGCUUCGUAAAGGGAUUCAGACCUACACUGUGAGUCUGGAGGGAAAUUUAAGAUGUUUGCAUUGAGUUUUUUUUUCCAGUCUUCGCUGGGUUUCAUUUGUUAGAAAGGGAUUAGGGCUGUCGUCGUGGAAUGUGCCUUUGCUGUAUUUUGUUGUUUUUCCUGCCAAUAGAGCAGCGACACUGUGGAGGUGGAACUCUGGAUGCAGGUUAAAGUCAAAGCUCACAAAUAAUCUGAACUUAGAGAUUUGUGUCUAAGUUCUCCAUUAGUUUUUGGGUCAUUCCUUAACUUUUGUAUAUUUAAUAAAACCUUCUAUCUUCAUACUAAGAACACAACUAAGACAUAUUUUACCACAGAGUUGAUUGUAUCAAGAAGAUGAUCUUGGUAUCAAAUCCAGGUUUGAGAAGAGAGUACUUAAUGGUCAUGAACGCUAACUUUUAGAAUCCUAACGAGGACUGUUCAUUUGUAGUAAAAAGUCUUCAAAUCCAGAGUUCUGAAACUGAACUUCCCGUCACUGCUUUUUGUUUAGUUUUUUGCAAAGCAGAAGUUGAGAUGGAAGCACUGUUCACGUCUUUGUAUGAAACCACUAAUGAAUGAAACUAAAUACUAAUUAAGUUGUGAUGUAUGCCAACUGAUAAAUAUGUAAUAAAUGGAAAACUGCUACGAUA
Messenger RNA from Acanthochromis polyacanthus (spiny chromis), 4607 nucleotides. It is a transcript of the gene exoc6b, whose product is annotated as exocyst complex component 6B. Gene Ontology annotation, biological process: exocytosis; intracellular protein transport; Golgi to plasma membrane transport. The transcript is spliced from 22 exons. The record is from RefSeq and is a predicted model, not a curated record. Bases 134 to 2551 code for a protein of 805 amino acids. NCBI's taxonomy places the organism in Eukaryota, Metazoa, Chordata, Actinopteri, Pomacentridae. Gene Ontology annotation, cellular component: exocyst; membrane.